AUGAGGCGACACGGCGUGGACCGGCGAGCGCUGGCUGCGACGCUCUGUAGCCGCGAGGUCCAUGGCGCGCCGGGCCGGCGCCAGCUCGAGGGCGAUGUGACGCAGCUCAUGCUGGCGGCGUUGCAGUGUCCCCGCGACAACGUGUUUUUCUGCCAGCAGGACGACGACCUCCAGCCCGUGCCACCGUUCCACAUAGCGUUCAGCCAAGAAAAGAUGGAUGGCACGCUCCUCGCUGUCGCCGACGAAGAAGGCUGCUUGAGCUUCUAUGCGACGCACGACCGGAAGGCGCUCUCGACACACCACCAGGCACACGAACACGCGCCGCCCCUAGCGCGCAUCGCCGCGCACGAGAACGCGAUCUUUGACAUGAUCUGGUGCAAUCGCGAUGCGUACAUUGCGACCGCGUCCGGCGACCAGCAGAUUGGCAUUUGGGACGUCGAGACCGGCGCCCACGUCUACCACAUGGCCGGCCACACGAUGAGCGUCAAGUGCAUUCGCCAGCACCCGCUGCACCCGAGCGUCUUUGCGUCCGGCUCGCGCGACGGCAACGUCUUCCUCUGGGACAUUCGCCUCCCGCCGCCGCCGCCGAUCGUCCCCGGCCCGAUCGUGCGCCGCACGGUGCGACCCUUCACGGGCUGUGCGCGCUGCCACGACUAUGAGGUGCCGUCGACCGACAAGCGCAAGAAGCGCCGCGUCUCGGUGGCCAACGCGCAGCGCAGCGUCACGUGUAUUGAGUUUACAGGCGACGGCCACCAGAUGAUCUCGGCCGGCGCCGUCGACGGCCAAGUCAAGUUUUGGGACAUCCGACACCUCUUUCCGCCGUCCACAUCGACGCCGCCCAAGAUACCCCAUCACGUGCGGUCGCUCGCCUGCCACGCGCCCAGUGGUCGGCGCUACGGGAUCUCGUCGCUCUCGCUCGACCACACGAAGACCAAGCUGCUCGUGAGCGCUGCCAGCAACGACAUCCUCCUCUACGACCUCCUCUCGCACGGGGACUCGCCGAUCGCCAAGUACCAUGGCCACCGCAACAGCUCGUUUUACGUCAAGUCGACGUUUAGCCCGACGUCGCAGUUCAUUGUGAGCGGGUCCGUGGACCAGCGCGUGUACCUCUGGGACGUGGCCAAGCCCGGGCUGCCCGUGCGCGUGCUUCACGGCCACGAAGGCGAAGUAAGCAGUGUCGCGUGGUGCAAGACGGAUGCGACCAAGCUCGCGUCGCGACGCCAUGUGGCCGGGGGUGGCGCUGUCGGCUUUUCGGCCGCGUACGAAGCACCCAGCACAAUCGUGGCGGCCGACGACACGGCCUCGGACGAGAUGGCGCCCUCGCCUGUCGUCGCGCCGCCCGUGCCACGGCAGCCAUUGACGCUGCAUCACUUUUGGCGAUGA
Molecule: messenger RNA, 1383 nt
Organism: Saprolegnia parasitica CBS 223.65
Lineage: Eukaryota; Oomycota; Saprolegniomycetes; Saprolegniales; Saprolegniaceae
Exons: 5
Coding region: 1-1383 (460 amino acids)
Biological process (GO): proteasome-mediated ubiquitin-dependent protein catabolic process
Cellular component (GO): nucleus
Molecular function (GO): protein binding; protein-macromolecule adaptor activity
Source: RefSeq, a predicted model, not a curated record